AUGGAUAGCAGUUUGCAAGAAGCCAUCAAACGAGGCAAAGCUCUCAAAAAAGCCCAGACAAAUGAUCGGUCAGGCCCUGCAGUUACGGGGAGACCUGCAGGGCAAGCAUCACUGGUGGCGCCGAGCCAUCCCUCUGCUCCAAUCCCGCGCCCCACAGGAGCUGGCCGUGCCGCUACGGACGGCGCCGUAGCUACUUCUGCUGCUCCGGCCGCCCCCCUUGGGUUGGGUGGGUUAUUCGCUGGUGGUAUGCCAAAGCUGAAAAGUGCUUCGGCCUCAACAGCUCCACCACGCCCGCCGACUGGUCCAGCACCCAGAAUCCCACCACCCAUGAAAACUUCAGCUGUACCAUCUGCUACCGCACCUCCACCACCUCGCGCCGUACCUCCACCACCUCGAUCGGUACCGGCCCCGCCAGCUCCACCACCACCACCACCACCAUCAGCACCGCCCGCACCGCCAUCAACCGCAGGCGCACCAUCCGCUCCUGCACGUGUGCCGCCCCCGCCGGUUGCGCCCCCGCAGCCGCCACGCACCGUCCCUGCGCCUCCAAAGGCCUCUGCACCAAGAGCGCCUCCGGCUCGCGUGCUGCCACCACCGGUAGCCGCUGUCAGCCCUGCUCGUCCAGCUCGCGUACCACCACCACCAGCACCUGGCAGUGCCGCCCCUUCGCGGCCGUCUGCAGCGCCACCUGCGGCUCCCUCCCAGCCUCCUCCUCCACCCAGUAGGCUAACCACGCCUGCAGCAACAGUAGAUCGUGCCCCUCCAGCUCACCCUCAGAUCCCCACGCGUCCUACAUCCCAAACGCCUAACCGCGUCCCACCGCCUCCCUUGCGUGCAGCCGCACUCCCACCCCUGCCACCGCCGUCACGGAGCGCACCUCCACCCACCCCUCCAGCCGCACCGACAGCAUAUGCCCCAGCCGCGCCUCGGUCCGCUCCUCCAAGUCACAUAACCAGUGCUGCAAGCGGUGCUACCGUUUCUGUUGAUGCAAAUGAGCCACCAGCAAAGUCUGGCACACUCACUUUUCACGUAUCCAGCGACUUUCCGCCGCCCCGCGCCUUCGACGCUGCCCUUGCCUCGAGGCACAAGUAUCCCAGCGGCGCCAAGACGGGAACGCCAACUUCUCUGUUGAGCAUGGUCCGUUAA
Messenger RNA from Tilletiaria anomala UBC 951, 1146 nucleotides. RefSeq lists its product as uncharacterized. The transcript is spliced from 4 exons. The record is from RefSeq and is a predicted model, not a curated record. Lineage: Eukaryota; Fungi; Basidiomycota; Exobasidiomycetes; Georgefischeriales; Tilletiariaceae. Bases 1 to 1146 code for a protein of 381 amino acids.